This is a messenger RNA of Suncus etruscus (white-toothed pygmy shrew), 2792 nucleotides long. It is a transcript of the gene DNMT3B, whose product is annotated as DNA methyltransferase 3 beta. The transcript has 22 exons. Gene Ontology annotation, cellular component: nucleus. Gene Ontology annotation, biological process: negative regulation of transcription by RNA polymerase II. Bases 7 to 2601 code for a protein of 864 amino acids. NCBI's taxonomy places the organism in Eukaryota, Metazoa, Chordata, Mammalia, Eulipotyphla, Soricidae. The record is from RefSeq and is a predicted model, not a curated record. Gene Ontology annotation, molecular function: DNA (cytosine-5-)-methyltransferase activity, acting on CpG substrates; DNA binding.
GAAACCAUGAAGGGGGACACUCUACAACCCAGCAGAGAGGAAGAGGCCAGCGGAAGGGAAGACUCCAUCAUCACCAAUGGGGCCUGCAGCGACCAGUCCUCCGACUCCAAAGAUGCCCCCUCGCCCCCGGUCUUGGAGGCUAUCAGCACCCCGGAGAUCAGAGGUGCCACGAGCCGAAGAUCAAGCUCCCGACUGUCAAAGAGGGAGGUGUCCAGCCUGCUGAGCUACACUCAGGAUCUGACUGGCGAGAGAGAUGGUGAUGGGGAGGAUGGAGAAGGUUCCCACACGCCAGUGAUGCCAAAACUCUUCCGAGAAACCAGGACUCGUUCGGAAAGCCCAGCAGUCCGAACCCGAAAUAGCAACAACAGUGCCUCCAGCUGUGAGAGGCUCAGGCCUUCUCCACGUUCCACCCGAGGCCGGCACGGACGCCAGCCUGUGGACGAGUCACCCGUGGAGUUCUCAGCAACCAGGUCCUUGAGGCCUAGAGGAGAAUCCUCUGCCAGCACCCCAUGGCCAUCACCUUCCAGUUCUUAUCUCACCAUCGACCUUACAGAGGACGAUGUGAUACCUCAGAACAGUAGCACCCCCUACACCUGCCUGGUCAUGGACAGCCUGCAGGAUGGUCUGGAAUCCCCCCACGUGCGGGAUGCUGACAGCCGAGAAGCAGAUGGCACUGAGUACCAGGAUGGCAAGGAGUUUGGAAUUGGGGACCUUGUGUGGGGGAAGAUCAAAGGCUUCUCCUGGUGGCCAGCCAUGGUGGUAUCCUGGAAGGCCACCUCCAAGCGUCAGGCUAUGGCUGGCAUGCGUUGGGUGCAAUGGUUUGGCGAUGGCAAGUUCUCUGAGGUCUCUGCAGACAAGCUGGUGGCCCUGGGGCUAUUCAGCCAGCACUUUAACCUGGCAACCUUCAACAAGCUGGUCUCUUACAGGAAGGCCAUGUUCCAUGCACUGGAGAGAGCUAGGGUUCGGGCUGGCAAGAACUUCCCCAGCAGCCCAGGAGACUCAUUGGAGGACCAGUUGAAGCCCAUGCUCGAAUGGGCGCAUGGGGGCUUUAAACCCACUGGGGUUGAGGGCCUGAAACCCAACAACAAGCAGCAGCCAGUGGUUAAUAAGUCGAAGGUGCGUCGUUCAGGCAAUGGGAAGUUAGAAUCAAGGAAACACGAGAAUAAGGCACGCAGGCGCACCGGCACAGCAGAUGACUCCACUGCUUCUGACUACUGUCCCCCACCCAAGCGGCUCAAGACCAACUGUUACAACAAUGGCAAGGACCGAGGAGAGGAGGAUCAGAGCCGAGAGCAAAUGGUUAUGGAUGUGACCAACAACAAGAACAACCUGGAAGAUAGCUGUUUGUCCUGUGGCAAGAAGAACCCUGUGUCCUUCCACCCUCUCUUUGAGGGAGGCCUCUGCCAGACAUGUCGGGACCGUUUCCUCGAGCUCUUCUACAUGUAUGAUGAUGAUGGCUACCAGUCCUACUGCACUGUGUGCUGUGAAGGCCGAGAGCUACUGCUCUGUAGUAACACGAGCUGCAGCCGGUGCUUCUGUGUGGAAUGCCUGGAGCUGCUAGUGGGUGAAGGCACAGCUGCCGAGGCCAAACUGCAGGAGCCCUGGAGCUGCUACAUGUGUGUCCCUCAGCGCUGCCAUGGAGUCCUGAGGCGUCGCAAGGACUGGAACAUGCGCUUGCAGACCUUCUUCACCAGCGACACAGGACUUGAAUAUGAAGCCCCUAAAUUAUACCCUGCCAUCCCUGCAUCUCGAAGACGGCCUAUUCGCGUCUUAUCUCUGUUCGAUGGCAUUGCAACAGGUUACUUGGUGCUCAAAGAACUGGGCAUCAAAGUUGAGAAAUAUGUGGCCUCCGAAGUGUGUGAGGAGUCCAUUGCAGUGGGGACAGUGAAACAUGAGGGCAACAUCAAAUAUGUGAAUGAUGUCAGGAACAUCACCAAGAGAAAUAUUGAAGAAUGGGGUCCUUUUGACCUGGUAAUCGGUGGCAGCCCGUGCAAUGACCUCUCCAAUGUGAAUCCUGCCCGGAAGGGUCUGUAUGAGGGUACAGGUAGACUCUUCUUUGAGUUCUACCACCUGCUGAAUUAUUCACGCCCUAAGGAGGGUGAUGACCGACCCUUCUUCUGGAUGUUCGAGAAUGUGGUAGCCAUGAAAGUCGGAGAUAAAAGAGAUAUCUCUCGCUUCCUGGAGUGCAAUCCAGUCAUGAUUGAUGCUAUCAAAGUUUCCGCAGCUCACAGGGCUCGCUACUUCUGGGGCAACCUGCCUGGGAUGAACAGGCCUGUGAUAGCAUCAAAGAAUGAUAAACUCGAGCUGCAGGACUGCUUGGAGUUCAAUAGGACAGCCAAGUUAAAGAAAGUACAGACAAUAACCACCAAGUCGAACUCGAUCAAACAGGGGAAAAAUCAACUUUUCCCCGUUGUCAUGAAUGGCAAAGAAGAUAUUUUGUGGUGCACUGAGAUAGAAAGGAUCUUUGGCUUUCCCGUGCACUACACAGACGUGUCCAACAUGGGCCGCGGUGCCCGCCAGAAGCUGCUUGGGAGGUCCUGGAGCGUGCCUGUCAUCAGACAUCUCUUUGCCCCGCUAAAGGACUACUUUGCCUGUGAAUAGUUGCUCCAAUGACCUGCUGGGGUACCUGGGGUCCUGGGUAGAACCCUUACCCCAGAGCCUGGGCUGUGCCCUUCCUUCAGCUCAGCUGUGUGUGGUGCCACACAGCAUACCUCGGCGGGAGCCAGCAGCCUGUUCACUUCCUGGCAGGGUGACACAAGAUGCCCAUCUCCAAGUGCACAUUCACCUGGCUG